This is a messenger RNA of Vespula pensylvanica (western yellowjacket), 5273 nucleotides long. RefSeq names its product organic cation transporter 1-like. NCBI's taxonomy places the organism in Eukaryota, Metazoa, Arthropoda, Insecta, Hymenoptera, Vespidae. Gene Ontology annotation, cellular component: membrane. Gene Ontology annotation, molecular function: transmembrane transporter activity. Gene Ontology annotation, biological process: transmembrane transport. The record is from RefSeq and is a predicted model, not a curated record. The transcript is spliced from 10 exons. Bases 2366 to 4393 code for a protein of 675 amino acids.
ACCGUUGCUUCAGUUUCAGUUCGCGAUGGAGGCUACUUGCUCCUUUUAGCUGGUGCCACCGUGACUUUUUUGUUCACGAAAAGAAAGAAAGAGAAAGAAAGAGAGAGAAAGAAAGAGAGACAGAGAGAAAGAGAAAAAAAGAAAAAGAGAGAAGAAGGUAAGGGUUGUUAGCGGAGAGUGGUUGGUACCACGUGGCUGGGAUCAAGUAAACGCGUUUAAGAAGAAGAGGAUAUAUGUAGGAGUACGGUGGCACGAAUUAGUUUUGAAGAUUUCUCGGAGGGUUGACUUAGUUAAGGGGUGAAAAAAGUGAUUUUUAAGAGAAUCGUUGGAAAAGAAAAAGAGAAAGAGGAAGGCUCUGACGGAUACGUUGAGACAACACGGAGGUAGCCGGAUGUUGGACGGUGCAGUGAUUCGAUUGAUUCGCUGAAGAGUGUUCGUGGCUUCCACCGAACUUCCGAGUGCCGCGUUAAAUGCGUGCGCGUACGCGCGUACGUGCGACUCGUCGUAUAGUAGCGCCGGUUGUACAAUAUACCGCGAUAGCUUCUGCUAGCGUCGCGCGCGACCACACGCUAAAGAAGCUCCGCCUGAAGGAGGAGGACCACGAGAAAUAGAGAGAGAGAGAGAAAGAGAAAGAGAGACACCAUAGGUAGUGGUGGUAUUGUUGAUUGUGGUGGUCGUGGUGGUCUAUUAAGACGCGAAGCAGGACGAUUUGCUUUUCAGAAAAGCGGAAGAGCGACGGACGGGCUUUGCUUACGUUGGAAGUGAGGAACGAAGAGAAGAAGGAGGAGGAAGAGAAAGAGGAGAAAAAGGUGGUAGUGGAGGUGGUGGUGGUGGUGGUGGGUGUCGACAGCCACCGAGACAACGUCAUCGAAGAUGAUGCAGGAGAGAAUCAGAAGAGUGUCGGUCUUCUCCGGUAAUGGUUGAUUUAUAGACGCCUCUUACGUAUAAAAAGAGAUGCACGCGUUUUUUGAUCAUUGUGCGAACAGGACAGCUCGGCUCUUGACUCGGCAUCAAUCGGAAAUCGACUUCGUUUUAACUCGAGAUCCUUAGCGCGUGUGCGCGCGCACCUCUCGAUCCUUCAAGCUCGAUUUUUUCUUACACAUACACAGACACACAGGCUCACACACACGCACACAUAUAUAUAUAUACAUUCAUUAUAUAUAUACCUACCUUUGCAUAUAUCCGACACGUGGAAGCGGUGCAACAACGACAACGACGACGAAAAAGAGGAAAAGGAAGAGGAAGAAAAAGAAGAAGAAGAAGAAGAAGAAGGAGAGGAGGAAGAAGAGCAAAAGGAAGAAAGAGAAAGAUGAGAACGACCUCGACAACAUUUUAAUUCACCAAGCUUAAAGCUCAGUCAGUCGCGAAUUACAUAUCGCGAGAUAUCGCGAGUGAGAAAAAGCAAAAGUGACCGAAGUGACCUUCCUUUCUCCUAAUUAAAGCAGUCGGUGAGUUUACGUUGAGAUUAGAAUUAAUUGUGUUUCCUUUUUAUUUGUUCGUUUUUUUCCCUUUUUUUUCUUUUUGGUGAGUGUGAAGUGCAUUCUCAAAUACGGCAUCAUAAUUCGUUAGUGAAGACGAUCUAGGAAGGGAUUAAUUUUUUCUUUGAUGAAUUUCGAAUUCUCUACGAGAUGUUCGGUUCGUUGUUACGUGUUGAGAUUAUCAGGGUGGGUAUUGUCGAUAGAAAUAAGUAAAAGAGAAGAUAGUGGAUUAUGGGAGAAUGAGAAUCGAUCGACGUUUGUUCGUAGAUCGUCGUCUCGAAGCAAGAAGUAGAAGAAGAAGAAGAAGAAGAUACGUUCGUUCUUCCGUAGAAGAAGAGUGUCUCGAAAGUAGACGAGGCCGAGCACUGAUCGGACGUGAUAGCUAACAGCGUUCGAAGCUUCCCACGGGUUUUUAAAUUCUUGGUAAAAGAGUAUAAAAGUUUGAUUUUUCUUCGAAUUCGAAAUGAGAGAUAAAAGGCAAGAGAGAUUUCGAAGGAACUUGAAGUUUUUUGUAAAUUCGAGAGGUUCGCUCGACUUUUUUAUAGCGAGUGCUUUCAAAAGAAGCUGAAAAAAGUGUGUUUCCUUCUCGACAGAGAAGAUAUUGAAGAAAAAAAAACAAAACAAAAAGAAAGAAAAAAGAAGAAGAAGAAGAAGAAGGGAGAGAGAAGGAAAAAAGAAAAAAGAAAAAGGAAAAUUGUUCGAAUCGUGUGGCCAUCUUCGGUAUGAGGAUGAGCUACGGCGGUCAUGCCGUGUAAUUCAAAGGGACACCACGUGAACCACGUCUCAUCGUGCCGAGCUAUCCUCGCCGUUGUCCACGUCGUCGUCGUCGUCGUCACCGUCACACUGACGCUGUUGAAGCGCGACGGAGUGCCAGCAGCGUUGGAAAGAUGAGCUCGAUCGACUUUGACGAGGUGCUUUUACACGUGGGAGAGAAGGGCCGAUAUCAGAACAUCAUGUAUUAUCUCCUAUGUAUACCUGCAACCCUUCCGGCUGCUUUCCUGGCCUUCUCGCAGGUAUUCGUGAGUGCCUCACCAGAACACUGGUGCAAAAUACCAGAAUUGGAGAACUUGACGGGCCUGAUGACCUUGGAAGAAAAGAAGGCUCUAUCUUUACCAUACUCCAUGAAGUCGGACGGUAGGAGAGUUUAUUCGAAAUGUCAAAUGUACGACGUCAAUUAUACAGAGAUCAUCGAAUCGUGGUUGCAACGUGGGAUAUCGCAAAAUUCUAGCAACACGAUGGAUUCGCAUUCGACCACGUCGCCUUCCUCGACAUCUUCCUUUCAUCCCACAAACCGAUUACCACCACCUCCUGUCAGUGAUCCUCAUUGGCCAGUCAACAAAUGCCAACACGGUUGGAUUUAUGAUAACAAGGAUUAUGACAGCACCCUCGUCACAGAGCUAGACCUGGUAUGUGACAACAGUUGGUGGCCUUCAACGUCAACGACAUUUUUCUAUGUUGGGAGCCUCUUUGGUAACGUUGUCUUUGGAUGGAUCGCAGACAAAUGGGGUAGAAGAACGGCCAUAUUCGCCAUUCUCUUCUUAGAAGUUAUCUUCUCGAUUGCCACAAGCUUCAGUCCCAACUAUGUUAUCUACACGGCGUUGAGGACGGUGAACGGCCUCUUUUUUCCUGCUAUUUAUCAGAUACCUUUUAUACUUGCUUUAGAAUUAAUGGGUCCAAGAUAUAGGACUUUUGCUGGUAUGGUGAUCUGUAUGUUUUUCGCUAGUGCAAUGUGUCUUCUUGCACUUCUGGGUUAUUUGUUAAGGCAUUGGUACACAUUGUCAUUAGCCACAUCGGUACCCUUCGUACUUCUCUUCAGUUACUACUGGAUCAUUCCUGAAUCUCCAAGAUGGCUUCUAAGCAAAAACAGGAUAGACGAAGCAGAGGUGAUCGUUCAGCACAUGGCCAAAGUCAAUGGCAGAACGGUACCAUCCAACUUUCUGAGGCAAAUGGAGGUUGAGAUAAUGAAGAGACAAGGUAUUUCUUGCAACGGCAAGAACACUGGAAACGUUGUGCUAGAUAUUGAAGGGGAAGACAGGUCGCCACCACCUUCCGCAACACCGAUGGACCUCAUCAGGAAUCCAAAUAUUAGAAAGAAAUUCUUUAUUCUUGCUUUCGAUUGGGUUGCGAAUGCUGUCGUCUAUAAUGGAUUAUCCUACAAUACGACGAACCUUGGGGUCUCCGAUUACCUGGCCUUCUUCAUCGGUGGAAUUGUGGAAAUCCCAUCAUACGUGAUCACGUGGUACGCCAUGGACAGAUUGGGUAGACGAUGGGUCCUGUGUUUAACAAUGCUCCUAGGUGGAGUUGCCUGCGUUUCUUGCAUGUUCGUGCCCGAAGACGCUGUCUGGGUGACGGUAUGCUUGGCGAUGAUUGGAAAAUUUGGCAUCGCAGCGUCCUUCGCCGUUUUUUACGUGUUCGUUGGUGAACUUUUACCAACGGUGCUGAGGUCACAAGCGAUGGGAAUCGCUUCUUUCAUCGCUGGUAUCGGCCUACUCACCUUUCCUUACAUCGUUCAUCUAGCUAACUACUCCAGGGUAUUACCAUUGAUCAUAAUGGGUUCCUUGAGUGUAGCCGGUGCUCUCACGUCCGUUUUCCUUCCGGAAACACUCAACAUACACUUGCCACAAACGAUCGAGGAAGGUGAACUCUUUGGCGCCGAUUUCAAACUUUGGUCCUGUCCAAUAAUACCAAAGAAAGACGCAAAAAGAAAAUCAGAAUCUGUGCCGCUUAGAUAUCUGGUAAACGGAAAACCAGAAAGAAUUUCGGCGGCAACAAAAAUCGUGGAAGCAGAAAAGGAAAGUCAAGAAGCGGAAUUAACGAAACCGAUAAAGGAUGACGUAGAAAAGGAAAAGGACGAUGUAGAAAGAAUAUCUGAGUCGUCGAACGAAGAGAUAGAUCGUCUGAGAAAAAUACAAUGAGGACGUUUUCCUUUUUUCUUCUUUUUUUUUCGUUAUUCCUGAAAGGACAAAAAGCUUCCUACAACUUCGUAUUAUAAUUUGCCUCGGUAUAGGCACACGCAUUGUAUUUAUUUUUUCAUUUAUGUUAUAUAAUGCGUUUCAUUUGUAAAGUCUGUUCCGUGUGCCUGUCAUAAUUUUCGUUUCUGCAUUACAAAGGGAUCGAUUGAUUUGUCAAUCAUCUUCGAUACAAAGAUGUCUUUUGUUUUCAGAAAGAGUGAACUGAGAUCGUACGUUCAAUAAAAUAAAAGAAAAAAUGAAAAAGAACUAGAGGAACUUCGCGAUAUUAUAAUAAUAUAAUAUUAAAACCGCAGUUAUUAUUAUUUAUCGUAAAUAUCCUUGGAAAUAAUCGAAGGAUGACUCGGUUUAUUCGCGGAAUUGCUCGACGAUUGAAUUCUUUUUUUAUAUAUAAUUUAAUAAUUAGCAAAAAACUUUUCUACGUAAACGUAAAGAAAAAAAAAACGUUCUAACGACAUCGACUCGUCACUUAUGUGUAUAGAGACAUUAUAGACCGUUAGAUGAUUAGUCAGCCAUCGCGAUAAAUAAGGAAAAUUCUUAUUAAGGACUUCGACUCACACUACGUUUAUAGCUCUUCGUUUUCGUCCAUAUUAAGAAAUGUGAUAAGUUAUAACGUUUAAGGACAAUUUUUAACGUUUGAAAGUCGCUUCAAGAGCGAUUACCUGCACGAAAGAUAAACUAUCCUUACAUUCUUUCUUUUUUACAACAUCGAAUGGACCAAAUUGAAAUUACAAUGCGAGGAGAAAAUCGUCGAACGAACGAGCUAUUUUCGAUACUCUUCAUUUGUAAUACUUAAAGCGAGAAUACAUAAAAAGAAAUCUAAUAA